Messenger RNA from Oldenlandia corymbosa var. corymbosa, 3016 nucleotides. NCBI's taxonomy places the organism in Eukaryota, Viridiplantae, Streptophyta, Magnoliopsida, Gentianales, Rubiaceae. The record is from the annotation of a GenBank genome assembly.
AUUUGAUCCAACAUGCUGAAUUACAGUCCAGUCCAGUAAACUUUGGGAGAACGUCAGGCCCAAUUAUCUGCACCUUCAUUCUCAAAGGGUUUUAGCAAUUAAGAGGGUUUACCAAAACGAACUCUCUCAGCUUCAACCCUAAUUUUCACGAUUGAUUAAUGGGGAAGAAGCAGAAACAGAAGAUUGUUUUGCCGCCGGAGCUUCCGCCGGAAGUUCCUGACGAUGAAAUCGUGGUUUCCGGUGAGGAUUUGGAGUUUGUGGAAGAGAAUCCUGACUACGCCGGAUUUGUUUCUAAUUUGGAUACUAAGUCCCUCACCAAGCAUGUCAUUCGAGUUGCGGAUGUCAAGGAAGAUGCUUUGGAAUCCAUGUACGAGAAACGGCAGUUAAGAAAGAAAGCAAUUGAAAAGGAGAAGGAGGAAGAGAAUCAUAUUGAGGUUGAACCUGUGGAUGCACUUCCAGUGAAGACCUUAGAUGGGAAACUUCAUUAUAGAACAGGUGUAGAAGAUAGUCUCUUCUGUUUUUUGACUAGUCCCAGAAUAUUUUCCCUUCAGUGUUAUCCAAUUCUAAAGAUGUGUGGCUUGCAGUCCCCAAGGCAUUGGGAAAACUUGAUGCCGAAUCAGAAGUUGAAGCAACUGCUGUUGAUAAUGGCUCUGUGGCCAAGUUGACAAAACCUGAAAAGAGAGCUAAGCUAAAGAAAUUGCGGAGGGAAGCAAAAAAACAAGGGAAGGAUGCGGCUCAGGAAGAGGAAGUGCUGCAAGCACCUCAAGCAGAAGUUUUGGAUGAGGUGAAAAAGGAGCUCAGUGCUGCGGAAGCCAACGAAAAGAAGAAAUAUAGGCUUGCUGAGCUUGGAACUUCCCUGCUUGAAGAUCCAGAAUCUAAUAUUAAGUCUCUCCGGGAGAUGUUGGAUAUUUCUAAAGAUGCAGAUCAUUCCAUUGUAAUUCUCGGUCUGAAAUCUUUGUUGGCUGUCUUCAAAGACAUCAUUCCGGGGUAGAAAUCUCUCUCUCUCUCUCUCUCAGCGAUUCUGUUCAUUAAUAUGAACACUUCAUGGGUAAUGAUUUACUAUUCCUACUGCAGGUAUCGUAUUCGGCUGCCAACAGAAAAGGAAAUGGAAAUGAAGGUGUCCAAGGCUGUUAAAAAAACACGUUUUUAUGAAUCCACCCUCUUGUCUACCUACAAGGCAUUUGUGCAAAAGUUGAUUGCACUUGAACAGCAGCCUGUGUAUACCCGUGUAGCUACCCGCUGUCUCUGCACUUUGCUGGAGGCAGUCCCGCAUUUUAACUUCCGAGAGAACUUGUUAGCAGCUGUCAUUAAAAGUAUAAGCUCCGAGGAUGAUGUUGUGAGAAAACUCUGCUGUGCUGCUGUGAAGUCGCUAUUCUUAAAUGAAGGGAAACAUGGGGGUGAGGCUACUGUUGAGGCCGUUCAAAUGAUUGCGGAUCUUGUGAAGGCUCACGAUUGCCAGUUGCAUCCUGAUUCAGUAGAGGUAUUUAUGUCGCUGUCAUUCGAUGAGGAUCUUGGGAAGCCCGAAAGUUCUGAAGUUGAUGACAGAUCUAAAUUUAAAAACUCUAAGAAGAAAAGGAAAUUUGAGGAGCCAAAUAAAUUGCCCACUAACGAGAACAAGAGAAGUAGGCAAGAAACCAUCGCAAAGACAAGGGAAGAGGUGAAAGCAGAUUAUAUGGCUGCAUCCUUUGCCCAAGAUGCUGCAGAACUGAGAAGGAUGCAAACCGAGACUCUCUCAGCUGUAUUUCAAACAUACUUCAGAAUCUUGAAGCAUGCCGCUCGACCUAGAUCUCUAACUGGUUCAACAAGUGUAUUUGGGGAUCACCCGCUGCUUGCUCCAUGCUUGAAUGGGAUAGGAAAAUUUUCUCAUUUGAUUGAUCUGGAUUUUAUGGCUGAUCUGAUGAGUUAUCUGAGAAAGCUUGCUGGAAGUGGCAGCAGCUUAGGUAGUUCAGCUGAAAGUGAUGCGCAAUGUCUAACUGUAACCGAAAGAUUACAAUGCUGCAUUGUUGCAUUUAAAGUGAUGAAGAACAAUCUGGAUGCACUCAACGUUGAUUUGCAGGAAUUCUCUGUGCAACUUUAUGGUCUAAUACUCGAGUAUAGACCAGGAAGGGAUAAAGGUGAGGUGUUGGCUGAAGCUCUGAAGAUAAUGCUAUGUGAUGAUAGACAGCAUGAUAUGCAAAGAGCUGCGGCGUUCAUAAAACGCCUGGCUACAUUCUCUGUAUGCUUUUUUGGUUCAGCGGAGUCAAUGGCAGCCUUGGCUACUGUGAAGCAUCUUCUACAAAGAAAUGUUAAAUGCCGGAAUUUGUUGGAAAACGACGCCGGUGGUGGCUCUGUCUCUGGUCUUAUUGCGAAAUAUCAUCCGUAUGCCUCGGACCCAAACCUGAGCGGUGCACUUGCAUCCGUUCUCUGGGAGCUGAAUCUCCUCAUCAAACAUUACCAUCCAGUUGUUUCUGCGACAGCCUCAAGCAUUUCGACGAUGAAUACUGGCAAUAACCAGACAGUUCAUAUCAACCUAUCUCCUCAACAAGCGUUUAUGCAGCUAUCACGCGAGCAGGAACGUUUUGUCCCAGCUUCCGUUUUCAAGAGAAAAAAAGGUAGCGGCUGUUCAGGAGCAGCCUCCACUAGAACCAAGGUACAAGAGCUUGAUUUCAAAAGCUCGCCUGAUGAAAAUCAGGUGAAAGAGAAACUUGCUGAGCAGUUUUCGAUAAUCAAUGAGAUGGUGAAGAAUGAGAGAUUGAGAGCGGAAUUGUAUGAGACGACCAAGUGUCUAGCAGUGUAUGAAGAAUACAAAAAGAAGCAGAAGAGGAGGAAAAUCAGGAGAUAGCUGAAAAUAAAUGUUUAUAUUAUUUUAGUUGCAGCAAUUUUGACAGUAAGUUUUGGGUUAUUUAAAACAUCAUCCCCUUAAUUUAGAAUCAUAAUUUUAUGUAUGGAAAUGGUCCUAAAAUGCGACUCUACUGGCCUUCCCAUGCAUUAUCCACUUUGUCCAAUGAAACAGAACCUAUUCACAUGCACAUACGCC